UUCCCAUUCCCAACUGCCAUUCAACUUCUCAACGGGCCUACGAACUCCUGUACCACUCUGCUCAUUUCUCCCCAUCCUCCAUCUUGAUGGUCAUCCACUCAUAUCAACAGCCCCCCUCCUGUUUUUUUCUGAUAUUUGUACAUAUCUGUUUCUUGAAUUCUUGAAUAAUAUUUCACGACCAAAAUUCUUUAAGGAAAGUUCUUGCCUCCUUCGCAGGGGGGGAGGGACGAAUAAAAACAGACAAAAGAAGUUUGUUUUUGCUGAGAAAUGGAAGGUUCAGAGAAUUCCAAGAUAGAGAAUAGACAGAAAGUGAAGAUAGGUGAUGGCUCAGAACAAGUAGAGGUGCAAGAGGUUGAUUUUGGCGAAGUGAUCGAGCUCCCUCCAGAGCCAGCAGCUAUGCAUAACGAGCCAGUAAUUGUAGCUGAAGAAAAGAACACUAUGGAGCAAUCAGGAUCUUCUGAGGUAACUGUAGAGGAGAAAGGAGAGGAAAACCUGAGCGUUAUCUCUGAACCAGAGGCUACUGUGAGAGAGUUGGCGUUUUCCGAAUAUGGGCAGAAACAGGAUGGGGUUUCUGCCGUUGCAUCUGAAGCAGAAACAAAGACGCAGGAGGAGGCUCCAUUUCCAAUUUCAAGUACUAGUGUUGCGGAAUCAUCAGGUGUUCGAGAUUCAAUUAGCGAAAAAAAUGUUGUUGAAUUAUCAGAACCAGUAGCUGUUGUUCCUGGUGAUGCUACUAAUGGUGGUGGGGGUCGUGACUCAUCAGAAAAUCCCAGCAGCACUGACAGAGAGCCAGCUGCUGUUUUGACUCCUCACACGCGGACUUUUUGGACGAGCUGCUGUGGUUUAUUUGAUGCUCUGAGGGGCUCAAAUCGGUAAUUUUAGGUGAAUGACUUUUGGAAUCUGGAGGAGCAUUGUUGGUUGGUUUGCUACUUUGAUUUUGGGGAGUGCAGCGUGAGAUCCUAAAUUUUGAAUAUUUUUGACGUAGAAGAAGAAAGGUACAUCCACUCAGGAUACCAUCAGCCAUAGAGUUGUUUUCGUUCCUUAAAUGAUAAGACUUUAAAAGCUUUUUGUAAUUUCAUUAUCCUGCAACCGGAGCUUGAGCGUGCAGCCAAGAGUCUGUGCUAUGGUGAAGUUUCCUCUUGGUCUUGAGUGUUGCUCUGUAACCUGUGCUGAUUUAUUGUAAUUUUAUAUCUGAGAGCAAACUGUGAACAGGAACUGGAUAUUAUGGUAUGAUAGAAGUUGAUUCUUUCUUCACUUGGAUUA
Coffea eugenioides is the source of this 1260-nucleotide messenger RNA. RefSeq lists its product as uncharacterized. Lineage: Eukaryota; Viridiplantae; Streptophyta; Magnoliopsida; Gentianales; Rubiaceae. The transcript has 3 exons. Bases 268 to 873 code for a protein of 201 amino acids. The record is from RefSeq and is a predicted model, not a curated record.